GAAGAAGUCUGACAAAUACACCUUUCCGUAUCUGAGAUCCAGUUGCCAAUCUUUAUACCGCACCUGCGAAACACCGUAACUUUUCUCAUCGCCAAUUUCCUCUGGGUUUUUCUCAGUGCUGUUCGCCUUUUCACUCAUCCUAAUUAUCGUUGCACGUUUCGCUUUUCUCUGGUUGGUUUAAUCCACUCUUUUAAUGUCCUCUUAUAUCAUUAUACUAAUUGAAUGAAGAAUUAAACUCAAGCAAAUAUGGGACCCGAAUCAAGCUCCGCGCCGGCACCGUCAUCGGCGACGGCGUCGACAUCGAUAUCGACAUCCACAUCAACUCCAUCGCCGUGUGUAAAGCGAGGCAGAGAUCCUGAAGAUGAGGUUUACAUUGAUAAUCUUCACUCUCACAAGCGUUAUCUCAGCGAGAUAAUGGCGUGUAGCUUGAAUGGAUUAACUGUUGGAGACACACUUUCUGAUAAUAUGAUGGAAUCUCCAGCCAGGUCUGAGAGCAUGUUCUAUCUCAGGGAUGAAAUGUCCUUGCAAUAUUCACCAAUGUCAGAAGACUCAGACGAAUCUAGGUUUUGCGACAACCAUAUAAUUACUUGCUCGUCUCAACCUGACAGCCUGCCAACUAGUCCAGUUUCCCCAUACAGAUACCAAAGACCACUUGGUGCAUUCUGCUCUACUGCUUCCUCCAGUUCAUCUUCUUCGCAUGGCUGCACUGUUACUUCCGUUAAUUGUACCCAGCCUCGUCAACGGGGUUCAGAUUCAGAGGGGCGGUUCCCGUCAUCACCUAGUGAUAUUUGCCACUCAGCUGACUUGAGGAGAGCCGCACUCCUGCGGUCUGUGCAGAUGAGGACACAACCUUCUAUUCCGUCAUCUUUUGAAUUGCCAUUUGGGUCUGGGCAAGAGCCUGUCCAUAAUAUAGAAGUUGAAGAACGGCAAUGCUCGUUUAUCAAGUCCUUAGUUGAUGACAGGGGAUAUCAAGUUGAGGACUGUCCUCCAUUGCGUAUCUCGGAUCCCGAAUUUAGCAGAGAAAAAUCGUGCAGGUUGCUGAAUACAAAUGUGAAGGGGGGUGAAUCCAGUCAUUGAGAUGCCAAUAGAUUGCAAAAGGCGACUACCUUGCCUUGCACAUCUCUUUUUUCUUGAAUCCGUUGUGAGAUUUCUAGCAUUUAGCAGCUAGAGGCAAGCGUCAGCUCUGUUUAUAGAAGAACUAUCUCUGAAAGAUGGAAAUCCAUAGGUUAAAUCAGAAGUUUUGCCCAGAGAUUUUGUUUGUUUAGGAUGACUGGCCCAUUCACUAUUAUUACCUACUCAAGGCACAAUUAUUAUGCAUUAAACAAAACGUGCCCGGGAUUAUAACCGGUGAACAUGUGUGUGUGUGUGUGCGUGUGUAUCAGCAGCCAUGGAUGUUAGUUCUUACAAUAUUUUGAAAAAAAAUAAUCCUUCAUUCUGAUUAAAUACAAUUUUGUAGUUAAUUGUUAAA
Carica papaya (papaya) is the source of this 1468-nucleotide messenger RNA. Its product is annotated as pollen-specific LRR extensin-like protein. The record is from RefSeq and is a predicted model, not a curated record. Lineage: Eukaryota; Viridiplantae; Streptophyta; Magnoliopsida; Brassicales; Caricaceae.